Messenger RNA from Dioscorea cayenensis subsp. rotundata (Guinea yam), 601 nucleotides. Its product is annotated as putative per-hexamer repeat protein 5. The record is from RefSeq and is a predicted model, not a curated record. The coding region runs from base 68 to 481 and encodes 137 amino acids. The transcript has a single exon. NCBI's taxonomy places the organism in Eukaryota, Viridiplantae, Streptophyta, Magnoliopsida, Dioscoreales, Dioscoreaceae.
AUGAACUUAGUUUCCCUCAAAGAAAUUAAAUUAGGGUUUUCAAGUAGUGUGUUCUUCUUUCCUUGCCAUGGCUUGCUUCAAGGUCUUUUUUGUGAUGAUUGUAAUGGUGGUUUACUUGGCCUUUGUUUCAGAGAGUAGGAUUUCAAGGAUGGAUCUUGGGCUUGGAGCAGGACUAGGUUUGGGUGCUGGGGUUGGGUUAGGAGAAGGUGGUGUUUCAGGUUCAGGCUCAGGUUCGGGUUCUGCUUCGGGGUCAGGUUUGGGUUUAGGUUCGGGUUCAGUUUCGGGUUCUAGAUCUGGGUCUAUUUCAGAAGGUAGUGGAGCUGGAUCGAGUGCAGGGUCUGGAGCUGGUUCAAGUGCAGGAUCCGGGGAUGGUUCGGGUGCUGGUUCGAGCGCAGGAUCGGGUGCAGGUUUAGGUUCAGGCUCGGGUUCAGGCUCAGGUUUUGGUGAAGGAGAAGGCUAUGGUGAAGGACAUGGAAAUUAAAAAAAAAAAAACGUGGGAAAAAUAUUAAAUAGUAUUUGAAAUGCUUGAUGAUGUAUCCCUUGUUUUAUAAAUAAAUGAAUGAUGAAUAAUAAUAGCUUGCAAUACUAUAUUUCACUAUCA